AUGCUCAUGAAUAUAAAAUACCUCAAUAUAUAAUAAUAAAUAGUUGUUGAUCCAUAAUAACCUAUUAUUACUGUUUCACAGUAAAUUAUUGUUGCUGCUGCUCCUCCUCCUUAAUAGCCAGAAAUUAAUGAGAUGUAUGAUGUAGAAAGAGAAUUGCAAGUGCUUUCUAUUGAAGAUGUAGAAGAACCUUGGAAAAAGAAAUGCGUUGAAUUAGAAAUUAAAAUAUUCGAUUUGUAAACAGAAUUAGCCAGAUAUAAAAUUUAAGGAUAAGAAUUGAAGGUUACAUCAAAUGAAGAAUUUUAAGUGAAAGAAUUGGAAGCAAAAAUCAAAAUGAUGAAAGACAUAGAAGAUGGUUAGAGAAAAGAAAUAAAAAGUCAAUAAAAUGAAAUUGACUCUCGGAGAUAGAUAUAUUCCAAAUUGCAAUUAGUUUUAACAAUUACUUUAAGAUGGAGAAGAAAUCAGAUAGUUAAGAGAUGCUUUAGCAGAAAAAGAAAGGCAAAUCUUGAAAUUGGAAAAUGUAUUAAAUUCUGA
This is a messenger RNA of Paramecium primaurelia, 531 nucleotides long. The record is from the annotation of a GenBank genome assembly. Lineage: Eukaryota; Ciliophora; Oligohymenophorea; Peniculida; Parameciidae.